UGCAAGGAUUCUUAUGUGAGACAUACGAUAUUGUGCGGAAAGUUGAUUUAUAAGUAUUUUUGAGUUUUUUACCUGAAAUUUUAACUCAAGUAGGCUGAUUGUAUUAAAGUCUGCCAUCUUGAAAAAAUUCCUUAGGCCUGUUUUUGCAAUAGAAAUUCAUUAAAUGAUUGAAAUCAAUUCAAUUAUUUUUUUUGCAUAAAAUAUCAACGUUUUUAUCAUUCAUUGCCUAGAACAAGGGGAUGCCCAACCCCGAGAAAUUAGUACUUCUCGUGAAACAUCCGUCGAUACCGAUCAGAUGAAGGGAUUAAUUUACAAAAUUCCACUUGCAAUCGAAGCUACAUUUAAUUAGAUUUCGAUUUGUCCCUAUCUCAUCAUCCGGAUCUACUUAUUAAUACUAAAAAAGUUAAAGUUUUUCUCGGGAAUCGGUUAAGAUUGAUCGAUAUUCGAGAAUUUCUCAUACAUUUUGCUCAACAAAAAGUCAAUUUGUUUCACAUAAUUGAGGUUAAACCAGCCCCUUGGCCUAGAAGAAUAUAAAAUACUGUAGGGGAGGGCGGGGCUAAUAAAGUCACUUAAGGGUUUGGAAAAAGCCGAAAAUAUCAUAUUUCCUAGCUAGAUAGAACAAAAUGAUCUGAGAAAGAGUUGUAGGGCAAGAAAUAUCCUAAAGAAUUGAGCUAUUCAUUUCGCUUUAUCUGUUUGGGAAAUAUUAUAUUUUGAGCUUUUUCUAAACCCUUUAGUGACUUUUUUAACCCCGCUCUCCCCUAAAUAAAAUUCGAAUUACUUGAAUUUUAUUAAAAAAAAAAAAGACAUUUUAAAGUUACAUUUUAUUGCAAUGAACAUAUUUUUAGAGCUUUUCCUCAAAAAUUAGAAAAGCCUAAAAUGAAAUUAAAAGUUUGCGACCAAAACUUCUUAAUUGAAAAGAAAAUGGGAAAUUCGGUAUAAUUUUAAUGAUGAUUUCUAUUCUAAUUAGAUCUCUUUCGAGGUUUAACAGCAAUAAAUUCAUUUUAUUAAGAACUUGACUUGUAAAAUAAUUUUAAAGAGAUCAAAAUGGCGUUAUAAAGCCUAUUCUAUGAAGUUUCUUUCGUCAAAAUUUCUUCAAAUCAUUUUUUCUAUAAAACUAAAAUUCUAUAAAAAAAAACAACUUUCUACAACAAAGAACUUUUAAGAGUCUUUGGGAAAUUCAAAGCCUAACGAAAUGGCUGAGGAAUUCUGAUUUUAGCUCAUACAGAAUCAUAAAAUCAAGAUAUUGCAAAACAAAUAAUUCAAAAAAUACAUCAAAAUAUCAAAAUCACACGUAAAAGAUUAAAAACUAAGGAAAAAUAAUAAUUUAAUAAAUAACUAUCCUUUUAAUUCAACCAAUUCACACUGAAAAUACAUUCCGCAUUCAGAAUUUCUAAUUAUAAAAUUCUCAAUUGAAUUACAAUAGCUGUGCUGGGGCACAGAGUAUGUGCAAAAUCGAUAUGGAAAAGGCUGAAAAGGUGGGAGGAGGAAGAAACAAACAUUCGGCGAUGCGAGAAGAAUUUUAUUAUGGUAAUCAUCUUCUCAGGUUGAUGAUCUCCUUUUUUUUCGCGGAUUUCUUAUUUGCAUAAAAAUGAUCCCGGAGAGGAAGCUGCGUGGUGUGUAGCCUCUCAUCACGGCUAAAGUUCUCUGGCGCGCGGAAGAGAUUUAUAUAUGUUUCUUAAGAUGUUGAAGAUUGAUCAUGUUGAGCGGUGUAUUGGGGUUAGUGGCCUCUUCGUGUGUUGCGCAACAUGGGAAGCUUAUUUGGACACACCGUAAUCUUGUCUACCACAUCGUCUGGGAUGUCUGGGCUUCGUCUUUGCUGGAGGAAUUCCACCCAGACAGCCCAUCCCAAGGACGUUCAAUGUCUCACACAGAGAGCACGUAAUCCCCCCAAGAAGAGAAGAAAAAAAUUCUUAAGGAGUGGGGCAGAACAUAUAAAAUUGACAUGUUGAUGAUCCUGGUUGGGGGCUUUUGUGGAUACUGUGGAUACGACACAUUAUCGUCUUUUCGGGGAGUGUUAAUGUACUCCUCCGGAGAGAAUAAAGAAUCCAAUAACAAAUAAAAGAACAAGAGGAAUGGUAUAGAGGAGAAAACCUGUAAGAAGAAGAAAACGAGUUUGUCACCAGAAUAUUGAGUAUGGAAAGAGCGGGCGGCAUAGCCAGGCUAUAAAAGAAGAAUCUCCACGUAAGAACGGGAACAGUGUUUUGUGGUGUUUCAGUCAAAGCAGAACUCUCUCUCUCUUCAAAGUGCAGUGGAAUUUUUCUUAAGCUUCUCAAGUGGAUUAGAAAUAUUUAAGCUGUAUGGGACGUUGGUCACGAAUGGACAAUGUGAAGUGAAGGACUUUUAUUUUGUGAUCGUGCGUGAAAGAAAAAAAUCAUUGAACAUUAUCUUCUUCCGAUUCUUAAGCGCCGUGCGCUAAAUUGAUUCAUCAUGCAAACACUCAAGUAUUUGCUCUUUGUGGUGGUCCUCAUUAAGGCUGAGGGGUUGCAUGAACCCCAAUCGGGGACUCCCUCAUUUAUUCGUUCAUCCGUUGAGAGUCCUCCUGCCCCAGGGAGGAAUAAGCUGAAGGAAGAUCUCACGGAAUACCUGCCGUUUGGCUUUAAAUUCCUCCCACUCCGGAGUGCUGUGGAAAGUGCGCCAAGUGUGCCAUUGUCUGAGCGGCAACCGUUACGUGACGCUGUUGAGGCUCGACCUGUGUACGAUGACGAACCCAAGAAGCGCAAGAAGCGUGCCAGCUUCUAUGAUGCAUUUCUCGUCCCAAAUCCGUAUUCUUUGACGGCGCCUCAGCCUUAUAGGAUAGGAUCACCGUAUCAGCAGCUUGUGGAUCUUUCGGAAGUGGGUCAAGCGGGGCAGUUGUCGCGACAACCGCUUCAUGAUCCAGUUGAGCUGGCUCUGAGACGUCGUGGGGAACCGAAGAGGACGCAGGAGCAGAAGGUUCUCUGCUACUUCACAAAUUGGGCAUUUUACAGGAAGAAUGAUGGAAAAUUCGUUCCUGAGCUCAUUGAUCCUUCCCUCUGCAGCUAUGUGAUCUACACGUUUGCCACGCUCGAUGGGGAGAAGCUGAUCAUGAAGGAAUUUGAUCCUUGGGGUGAUCUUGAGAAUGAUCUCUUCAGACGAACAACAAAACUAGAUGUUCCAGUAUUGCUUGCCAUUGGAGGAUGGACGGAUUCAACAGGCGACAAAUACUCACGCCUCGUGUCCAGUCCAACAGCCCGAAGCACUUUUAUCAGGAACGCUGUGACCUUCCUGAAGCAAUUCAAUUUCAGUGGAUUACUCUUUGAUUGGAAUUACCCAAAAUGCUGGCAGAGUAAUUGCAAGAAAGGACCUGCUUCGGAUAAAGCAAACUUUGCAACAUUCAUUCAGGAGCUUUCAGCUGAAUUUCGGCGACAGGAUCCACCUCUAACGCUUGGGGUUUCCCUUUCGGGAUACAUUGAAGUCAUUCGUGAAGCUUACGAUCUCAAAUCAAUCUCCCAGAGCGCAGAUUUCCUUCCUGUCAUGACGUAUGAUUACCACGGAGCAUGGGAAGGGAAAACUGGGCAUGUGAGCCCACUGUAUUCACGUCCAGGAGAUAGAUUCCCGCAGUACAAUACCGACUUUACGAUGCAAGAGUUGGUAAAGAUGGGAGCCUACAGGGAAAAGUUAAUUAUGGGCGUUCCCUUCUACGGGCAGACUUUCACUCUGAAGGAACAAAAUCGUGGGAAUAUCGUACUUGAGGGUGUUGAGACAAAGGGAGCCGGGAAUGCUGGAGAAUUCACCCGGCAACCGGGAAUGUUGGCUUAUUAUGAGAUUUGUGAUCGUAUCAGGAAGCAAAAAUGGUCAUCCGGAAGGGAUGAUGCUGGGAAAUCUGGGCCAUUUGCAUGGAAUAACAAUCAAUGGGUCGGCUACGAUGAUGCCAAGAGUAUUGCCAAUAAGGCCAAGUACGUCAAGGAUCAAGGAUUUGGUGGCAUAAUGGCGUGGACAAUUGAUCUCGAUGAUUACAUGAAUCGUUGCUGCCACGAAGCUUUCCCUCUGCUCAAAGCCAUCAAUCGUGGACUUGGUAGGUUGAGCACGCUUGCUCCAGUUGCAGGAGACUGUACAAGGCCAGCAACUCCGGUGACUCCUGUUCCUCCGGUGAUGACAACAGUUGGAGAAAAUGGAGUUGAUAGUAUGCACCAUCAUACAGGAUGGCCAGCUUGGACAUCAACACCAUCAACUUCAUCUGCGGCACAACAAUCAACGACAACGGCUGAACUUACAACAAGCUCAGCUUGGUGGGUUCCUCCAUCAACAACUUCCGAGCCUGUUUGGUGGUCUCCAUCACCUACUACAACAACCACAACUACAACAACCACAACAACAACCACAACAACUACGAGACGCCCCACAACUACACGACAACCAACUACAACAGCUGCUCCAACUACAGCUGCAACUGUUAUACCUCCACCAAUAAACAUCAUGCCAAUGCCUCAUCCGGAUAAACGUAAAUGCGAAGGCUUUGAACACAUUCCAAAUGACAAGGAUUGCUCAUCCUACUAUCGCUGCUCCCAAGGGGAAUUUAUCCUGCAGAACUGUGCUGCAGGGCUGCACUGGAAUCAGGCAAACAACGUCUGUGAUUGGCCAGCUAAUGCAAAAUGCACAAAGGAUGUAAAUGUUCCGACAACGACACCUCCUCGGAGGACAACAGUUCCCACAACAACGAGAUUCACAAACACACCUCCGAAGAGGACAACAACCACACCUGUUGCCUUCAUUACACAUCCAACGGAGAAGCCAUCUUCGCAGCCGUGCGUUUCUGGGCAGUACUAUGCGCACAAAGACUGCAGCAAGUACUUUAUUUGUGUCAAUGAGAAGAAGGUGGUUCAGGUUUGUCCUCCAGGGUUGCAGUACAGCUACCAAGCUUACUCCUGCGACUGGCCGGAUAAGGUGAAGUGUAUGUCCGUGAAGGAAUACCUGAUGAAGCUCGGGUACAAAGCACUCAGAGAAGGAGAUUCGUGUGAAGAAGGAACUUAUGCUCCUUAUCCAGGAGACUGUACGCAGUAUCUCCGCUGCAUCCACAAUCGCUACGAUGUGAUGCAGUGUGCCGAUGGGUUGCACUGGAAUGAUAAAUUGAAGAAUUGCGACUGGCCUAAGCGAUCAGGGUGCAAGGAUAACAAACCAGCUGCUGAUACACCCGGAUCUGUAGAUCACAGAGAACCUCAACCGAAGCCACCAAAAGAGGAGGAGCAUCAUCCAGUGCAGGAGCUUGAUGGGGAAACUGUUCCGGAAUCAUCGCAGUUGAAACCUUUCUCCGGGUACUACAAGAUGGUCUGCUACUUCACAAAUUGGGCUUGGUACAGGCGUGGUGUGGGGAAGUACGUUCCCGAGGAUAUUGAUACGAAUCUCUGUACGCACGUUGUUUACGGAUUUGCUGUUCUUGACUACUCAGAACUUGUUAUCCGGACGCACGAUUCCUGGGCGGAUAUUGACAAUAAGUUCUACGAGAGAGUGGCUGCAAUGAAGAAGAAGGGAGUUAAAGUUAGCUUAGCUCUGGGUGGAUGGAAUGAUUCCCAGGGAGACAAAUAUAGUCGCUUAGUUAGAUCAGCAGCAGCUAGGAAGAAGUUCAUUGAGCAUGCUCUCCUCUUCAUUGACAAGUACGGAUUUGAAGGGUUGGACUUGGAUUGGGAGUACCCAGUUUGCUGGCAAGUUGACUGCAAGAAGGGCUAUCCGGAUGAGAAGCAAGGUUUUGCUGAUUUAGUUCAGGAACUCUCGGAAGCUUUCAAGCCCAAAGGGUAUCUCCUAUCAACGGCUGUUUCUCCCAGUAAGAUGGUCAUUGAUGCUGGAUACGAUGUCCCGAGAUUGGCAAAAUACUUUGACUGGAUCGCCGUGAUGACGUACGAUUUCCACGGGCAGUGGGAUAAACAAACUGGCCAUGUUGCUCCACUUUUCUACCAUCCGGAAGAUGAUGUUGCGGAGUUUAAUGCCAACUUCUCCCUCCACUAUUGGAUUGAGAAGGGUGCUCCGGCUAGGAAGAUCAUCAUGGGAAUGCCACUGUAUGGGCAGAGCUUCCAACUGGCUGAUGCCAAGAAGAAUGGGCUCAAUGCAAAGGCUCCCGGACCUGGACAAGCUGGGGAAUUCACAAAGGCUGCAGGAUUCCUUGCUUAUUACGAAAUCUGCGACAGGAUUAAGAACAAAGGAUGGCACGUGGUUAAGGAUGAGCAGGGAAGAAUGGGCCCGUAUGCUUAUCAUGGCAAUCAGUGGGUAUCCUUCGAUGAUCAGGACACACUCAGGCGUAAAGCUCAGCUGGUACGAUCGAUGGAUCUCGGCGGAGGAAUGAUCUGGGCGUUGGAUCUUGAUGAUUUCAAAAAUCGCUGUGGACAGGGCAAGCAUCCGCUUCUCACUGUGAUCCGGGAGACACUCAGGGAUCCACCUUCUGGCCAUGAAGCUCCUCCAGCCCCUUCUGCCACUCAGCCCAAGCCAGUGGAGCCUCCAGCAGAUAAUCAAGCAGAAAUCAUUUCUGAAAAGCCAUCAGAAGCCAAGCCAGAGGCCCCAACACGACCAAAUCCCGAAGCUCCAGCAAACUACGCUGAACCAUCUGUGGAUUUGGACGAUGAUUCCGGAGAGAUUUCAAAUGAAGUCCAGAAUGACUUUAAAGUGGUCUGUUACUUCACAAACUGGGCAUGGUAUAGACAGGGUGGUGGGAAGUUUGUCCCCGAGGACAUUGAUGCGGAUCUCUGUACGCACAUCGUCUAUGGAUUUGCAGUCCUCAACAGGGAGACACUGACAAUCCAACCUCAUGAUUCCUGGGCAGAUAUUGAUAAUAAAUUCUAUGAGAGGGUUGUAGCGUUCAAGAAGAAGGGUGUGAAGGUAACAGUGGCCAUUGGAGGAUGGAAUGAUUCAGCUGGAGACAAAUACAGUCGCCUUGUGCUGAGUCCUGCAGCCAGGAGCAAGUUUGUCCGGCAUGUUACGGAGUUUAUUGAGAAGUAUGGCUUUGAUGGGUUAGACCUCGACUGGGAGUACCCAGUUUGCUGGCAGGUGGAUUGCAAUAAAGGCUCCUCGAAUGAGAAAGAAGGAUUCUUGGAGCUUGUGCGGGAACUUUCACAGGAAUUCCGUCCUAAGGGGCUCCUCCUCUCAUCUGCUGUCUCACCCAGUAAGAAGGUCAUUGAUGAGGGUUACGAAGUUGCUGCACUUUCGCGGUAUUUUGACUGGAUUGCCGUGAUGACGUAUGACUUCCACGGGCAGUGGGAUAAGCAAACAGGCCAUGUGGCUCCAAUGUAUCAACAUCCAUCGGACUUUGAGCCCACUUUCAAUGCAAACUUCUCUAUAAACUAUUGGCUGGAGAAGGGAGCUGAUGCCAAGAAGAUCAUCAUGGGAAUGCCAAUGUAUGGGCAGAGCUUCUCCCUGGCUGAGGGUAAUCGACAUGGAUUGAAUUCCCCAACUUACGGAGGUGGAGAAGCAGGUGAGGCAACACGAGCACGAGGAUUCCUCGCAUACUACGAAAUCUGCACGAAUAUCCGGCAGAGAAGUUGGCGCGUUGUGCGCGAUAAGAAGGGCAGAAUGGGCCCAUAUGCCUACAGUCGUGAUCAAUGGGUGUCCUUUGAUGAUGUCGCCAUGAUCAGGCACAAGAGUGAGUACGUCAAGGCGAUGGGAUUGGGAGGAGCAAUGAUUUGGGCAUUGGAUCUCGAUGAUUUCCGCAAUAUCUGUGGAUGCGAGGAGUAUCCUCUUCUAAGGACAAUUAAUCGUGUUUUGCGGCGAUACCCAACUCCUGCACCCAAUUGUGUCCUGGAGACACAGGCUGAGUAUGAGGAUGACGACAGAAGCCCACAAGUCACCACCACAACCACCACUGAGAGGGUAACUACGAGGAAAACAACGCAAACUCCACCGAAGAGAACCACCACCCAAGCUGCACCAGAAGCUCCUGAUCAUGAGCACAGUGAGGAGGAAUCUCAGCCUGAGCAACCAUCUGCAGGAGAAGGUGGCCUGGAGAAUCAAUCAUGUUCCGGAGAUGGACUUGUGGCGCACGAGAGUGACUGCAACAAGUACUACAUCUGCCAAUUUGGACACUACGCCAUUCAGAGAUGCCCACAGAAUCUCCAUUGGAAUCGUGAUCACUGCGAUUGGCCCGAUGCAGCCAAAUGCAGAGUUUCCGGACAGGAAGGAGCGGCAACAAAGCCUCCUUCAGCCACGAGGAAGACCACAAAAGUGCCCACAACAACGGAAAGUGUUCAAGAAGUUGUCACGGAGAAGACAACCACCCGGAAGCCAGAAGAAGCUCCAACUCAACCACUUCCGGACAGUGGAGGAAUGAAGGUGGUUUGUUACUUCACAAACUGGGCAUGGUAUCGUCCGGGAGAAGGGAAGUACACCCCCGAUGACAUUGAUGCAAAUCUCUGUACGCACAUUGUGUAUGGAUUUGCUGUGCUCAACAGGGAUACGCUGACGAUUAAGACUCACGAUUCCUGGGCAGAUAUUGACAAUCGCUUCUACGAGCGUGUGGUGGAGUACAAGAAGAAGGGAAUCAAGGUAACACUGGCGAUUGGAGGAUGGAAUGAUUCCCUGGGAGACAAAUACAGCCGACUCGUGAGGGAUCCUCAGGCCAGGGCAAGAUUUGUGCGGCAUGUGGCGGAAUUUAUUGAAAAGUAUGGCUUUGAUGGGUUAGAUCUCGACUGGGAGUACCCAGUUUGCUGGCAGGUUGAAUGCGACAAGGGCUUCCCGGAUGAGAAGCAAGGAUUCGCAGAAUUGGUGAAGGAGCUCGCUCAGGAAUUCCGUCCACGUGGUUGGCUUCUCUCAUCGGCUGUUUCUCCCAGUAAAAUGGUCAUUGACAAGGGCUACGAUGUGCCCACCCUUGCUGACUACUUUGACUGGAUUGCCGUGAUGACGUAUGACUUCCACGGGCAUUGGGAUAAGCAAACAGGCCAUGUUGCUCCACUAUACUACUACCCAGGCGAUACCUAUGACUACUUCAAUGCAAACUUCUCCAUUCACUACUGGAUUGAAAAGGGUGCCCCACCGAGUAAGCUCGUCAUGGGAUUGCCACUGUACGGGCAGAGUUUCAGCCUUGCCGACGUCUCAAAUCGUGGGAUGAAUGAGAAGAGCUACGGCCCCGGGGAGGCAGGAGAAUUCACCCGCGCUGGAGGAUUCCUGGCCUACUACGAAAUCUGCCAACGAGCCAAUAGUGGUGGGUGGACUGUAGUGAGGGAUUCCCAAGGAAGAAUCGGCCCGUAUGCCUACAAGGGCUCCCAGUGGGUGUCCUACGAUGAUGUGAGUGAAGUCCGCAGGAAGGCUCAAUUCAUCAGGGAGAUGAAAUUGGGCGGAGGCAUGAUUUGGGCACUCGAUCUCGAUGAUUUCCGCGGCCGUUGCGGUUGUGGAAAGCAUCCCCUACUGAGGACACUCAACCAGGAGCUGCGGGGACUUCCUGGCCAGAGAGCCACUGACUGCACGUAAGCCAUCCGAAUUUUUCAUUUCAUUUUGUAAUCGAUUUUAAUUCCAGGCCAUUUGCUGCCAUUCAAUAAGAAAGAAAAUAAAUAAAUUAAUCCAGAGUUGA
Molecule: messenger RNA, 9502 nt
Organism: Lutzomyia longipalpis
Lineage: Eukaryota; Metazoa; Arthropoda; Insecta; Diptera; Psychodidae
Product: probable chitinase 10
Exons: 8
Coding region: 2428-9402 (2324 amino acids)
Biological process (GO): carbohydrate metabolic process; chitin catabolic process
Cellular component (GO): extracellular region
Molecular function (GO): chitinase activity; chitin binding
Source: RefSeq, a predicted model, not a curated record